AUGGAGAUAGGUACUAGAGUAUCAGUUCGUGGAGAUGUCGGAACACUGCGGUUUUUAGGAGAAACCCAAUUUGCCCCGGGAUCAUGGGCAGGCAUUGAAUUGGAUCUUCCAAACGGUAAGAACAAUGGUUCGGUCGGUGGAGUCCAAUACUUCGCUUGUGAGAAUGGGGACCGGGAAAACAAACUAUUCGGUCUUUUUGUGAGACCCGCUACAGUCGAGAUAGUGAGGUCUCAGGCGAGUAAAACUGAUCAAAAUAAGGACUACGGAGCCCUUGUCUCGAAGAAUUUCACAAGAUCUAGUUUGGUUCAGGCGAGAAGCAACAGCCAACUCGGGCCUCGAAGCAUAUCGAGCUCACCUUCACGUUCUAUAUCGCAAAAGGGCCUUAUAAGCUCACCAUCUAGUUCACCCAAAAGAUCCUCUAGAUCUCCAUCCAGAAAUGUCAAUGGCAGUUACGGGGCCCCAGUCAUACUUGGUUCACCUCCAACCCUCCUACCAACUGACUCGUCGGAAAUGGAAUCUGCCUCCAGAAUUCGCUCUGGUGUCCACUUAUUUGGAAGUCCUAUGGCAGAAUCUAGGAGGGAUUCAGUUGUAACGUCUCCAUCCAGGAGUCCAAAUUUUGAAGAUGGUAUACCUUCAAAUCUAUCCAGGCAGCUUGAGACCCUGAAGUCCAAGCUCAAAAUAAUGGAACGGAAGCGACAAGAAGAUAGAGAAAAACUUCAAUUUAUGCAGUCACAGAACAAGUCAGUAGGUAGACUGGAAAAUAUUAUCAAGCGACUUCAACUGAAGUUAACUCCAAUGCACGAAGAGAUUCAAUCUUUACGAUCCCGAUUGUCAGAGGCAGAAGAAGCGACCUCAAAAAUUAAUAGCGAACAGAUUGACGAAGCGCUAGAACUUGCGACUGUUGACAAAGAGAUGGCUGAGGAAAGAAGCGAGAGUAUUGCUAUGGAGUUAUUCGCCCUCAAGAACAAGCUAGAACAGGUGCAGACCGAAUGUGAGAUACUCCGUGAAGAAAACGCUUUGUAUUCUCAGGUGGAUGUUGGCAGUGAUGACUUGCACUCUCUAGAGGAUGGAUCUAGCUUGAAGAGUACUAUUGUAGCGCUUGAAGUGCGGAACGAAAGACUCGAAGAGGCUCUAGUACGCUUGCGAAACUUGAGCCUCACUCAGGAAACAGCAGAUAAGGAGAAGAUAUCAGAUUUGGAAUCGGAGGUGAAGGAACUUUAUAAGCUUCAAACUAGCUAUGAGAGGACCAAUGAAAAACUAGUGCAAGCAGAAAGCGUAAUUCUCGAUCUUAAACAACAAUUAGAUAGUGCGCUGGGAGCAGAGGACAUGAUUGAAAGUUUAACUGAGCAGAAUUUGGAGUUAAGUGAGAAGUGCGAAGAGCUAAAAUCUACCAUUGAUGAAUUAGAGAUCCUAAAAGAGUUAAACGACGAGCUGGAGGCUAACCACUCACAUAGAGAGAAGCAGCUGUUGAGUGAAAUAGAAUCUCUUCAAGCAUUACAUCGCGAAAACAGAGAAAAGCUCAAUGACUUAGAUGUGCGCAAUGGUAAUCUUGAGCUCGCUAUCCUAAAAUAUCGCGAACUGGUGACGAAUUUGAAUCAGGAAGUAUCCGCUCUUAGAUCUGGGAACGAAAUAGGGAGUUCCCAAAAUCUGGAAGAUCGUAAUCGCAAAAUUCAUGACUUGAGCUUGAAAUUAGCUUCAUCAUCAGUCGAGUCAAAAGCAAGAACUUUGGAAUUAGAAUCAUAUAAGUUUGAUGCCCAACAAGCACUGGAACAGAUGGAGAUAAUGAGAUGCUACCUACCGGCAGAGUUGUCUAGCGAUGAGACUGCUAUACAGUCUCUCUUCCUGAUAGAAAAAACUGUAUUCCAAUCUUCAUUGCUUUACUCGUACUUCAGGGAAAAGGUUCUUAACGAUAGAGCGGAGGCGAAAGAAGAUAUUGAUGACGAUUCCUUAGUUGUUACAAGUCUAAAAAUAUGCUUUUAUCUUGUUCAAAUACAAUGGAUGGCAAUGCGCUUAAGUACUACCAUCAGGUACUCAGGUGAGAAGUUUACCUUAUUUUCGGCUGUUUACAGCCAAGUCUCCAGUGUAGAGGCGUCUUUCAAGUCUAAUAUUCAGCGCUUAAAGAAUGGUGAUUUGAGUGACGCUUUGUACAUGAAGACCUUGCGAGGUAUUGCCUUAAAAUUAUCGUCCUUGAGUGAUAGCUAUGAUGAUAAGUAUUUGCCGGACCCAACGUUCUUGACACUCGAUAAGAUCCGCUUGUUACUAGAAUUGCUGGACAUAUCUGUUGAAGGGGACAUGAGACUGCAACUCUCCAAAAUAUUAGACAGCAAGAAAAUUGUAUCUCGCUUAUUUUCGAAUUGGAAGUCAAUACGGAGAGAAAAGCAUAGGACUUUUGGCCUAGAUUCAAGUAGUGUGGAACUCCUAAAUUCAUUACAGGAGAACCUAAAGAAGCUGUUGAAUUUCAUUAUAAGUGUCUAUGCUUUAGAUGAUGGCGAAGAAGAUUUAGUUCUUGCUGAUUUUGAUUCAAAACAUGACUUUGGAGGACAAGCGAAGAAAUGUGUCAAUGCCUUCGAUAGCCCCACGACCAAUGAGGAUUUCAAAGGUUUUAUUACCUCAACCCUUCGAAAGAUAAAAGAGCUAUCCGAUAUUUUCAAUAAAGCAGUUGCGCGAGAGCUCCCCGAUAAUCCAUGGCGAGUAAAGGAAAGGCAAAUAAGUGAGCUUCACUCUAGCCAACAGGCUAUGGACAAGGAACUUGAGGUGCUCAAAUUCGAGUGUCAGGGGUUGGCAACCCUCCUCAAAACGAAGGACCGAACCAUCGAAGAAUUAGAAGUAAAGCUUGGACUUAUAAACUCGAAGCUCUCAAAAUCGAAACAACAGGAUAAACUAGUGGCAGAAUUAAGGAAAUCUUUAUCUGAUUCUAUUUCUCAGAGUCGUUCUUUAAGUGCUGCAUUGAGCGAAUUGAAAAAGACUGUAAAAGAACAGGAGCGGGCUCUUAAACGUUAUCAAAAGGCGGAUAUCACUGGGUUCAAAGAAAAUGAGCUUCUGUCUAUCAUCAAUCUAUCAGCUCUUAGUUUAGAAAGAGAAGUGGUUGGGCUGAGAAGCACAAUUGCAUAUCUUAGUAAGAGUAAAGAUGUCCUGAUGGUCAAUAUGGGUCAAGACGAAGACUAUCUAGAACCACUGUCCGCCCACCCCUCUUGUCAUAAAAGCGAACUGUAUAGCAAGUGCCGACCGUUGUUCAAAGACCUGAGAAGAGCUGCGGGUGAUUUUCAAGUUCUGAGCUUCAAGAUUGGAGAACAUCUUUGGAAGUCUCGUAAGAACAGUUCUGAGGUGAUAUUUCUCUCGCAGCAUCAAAUCCUACAGGAUAUAGACUGGUGUAUUGGUGAUGUAUUAAUGUAA
Sugiyamaella lignohabitans is the source of this 3393-nucleotide messenger RNA. It is a transcript of the gene NIP100, whose product is annotated as Nip100p. Lineage: Eukaryota; Fungi; Ascomycota; Dipodascomycetes; Dipodascales; Trichomonascaceae. The transcript has a single exon. The coding region runs from base 1 to 3393 and encodes 1130 amino acids. The record is from RefSeq and is a predicted model, not a curated record.